CGUUUAGAUCUGCCCUUUGAUCCUCAACAAUCUUGUCAACUUUUGCUCGUGUACCUUCCCCUCCGACUCUGUUUAUUCUCUCUGCUCGUCGACCGACUCGAAACUCUUUACUCUCUCUUUGCUGUGUUUAUAACUAUUAUGUCGAGCUCUCCGCCCCUUUCGCCAGAGACGUAUGGGGAUGAGCAGCCACCAACGACAAACGCCAACGCUACCACGAUGACGGUGGCCAUGAUCAAGACCCAUGCGCUGGAACACCGGUUUAGUAUCGAAAAGAGGAUACAGGAAGCCAGCUUUGAGAUUGUCAAAGAGCGACAGAUGGAGUUUGACGUCGAUACAGACCCGGAUACGAUGUACGAGCUGUUUGGGGAGGACGCAGAUGCAAUGGGAGAAGGACCAACAUGGGUCUACGUCCUUGAAAGGCGUCGGGCGGUUGAAGUUUGGAACACUCUUAUGGGCGACCGAGACCCAGCUGUGGCGAAAAAAGAGUCCCCCAAUUCGCUGCGGGCCUUGUAUGGUGUUGAUUCGGUCCAUAACGCGGUUAUGGGCUCGGUCGAUCUGGAGACUGCUGAGAUGCAAAUUGCGUCGCUGUUCGCCUCCUCGCCUGUCUUUCCGCUGUCCGAUUUGCCGGACACAGGAUAUGGCUCUAUGCGCUCGGUGUCGUCGUCGGUGUUGGAGGGGCUUCGUCAGCAGACAGACGAGGGUUAUGCUGCCUCGAAUGCGAGUACGACAACCCGAGGAAAUGGGAAGCUCUUGUUCAAGGCCAGAGCGCUCCCGUCAACCCAUGACAAGCCAGACAUUGUUCCUCGUAUGAGUAGAGCGGCAGCUCUACGUGCUGGCCUCAUUGUCGCUGAAGUCGACAAGGUUACGCCGACCGUGGCCCGUGCGCCCCUCACCAAAGAUCAGCUGGCAAAGACAUUUGCGAAUGUCCCUGGCCAUAAGCGAGCAGAGAGCAUCGCUGUCGCCAGUACUGCUGCCCCAACCAUAGCUCCACGGAUGACGAGGGCCGCAGCCCUUAGGCUGGGCCUCCCACCACCAGCCCCAGUCAAGAAAGCUACCAAUGGGAAUGGUGCUGGAGCCGCAACAUUUGAUGGAGUUCCCGGCCACAAGCGUCGAGAAACUAUCACUGUUGCGUCCAUUCAGGCUCCAACAGUUGCGCCGCGUUUAAACAAGAGUGCGGCAUUGCGAGCGACAAAAGACGCUGCUCCGCCAUCGUCGUUCCAGUUCAGAGGAGCGACGACACCCAAGCUUCCGGGUCUUUCGCGAAGCAACUCUGUCAACUCUUUCUCGUCGACCCCAAAACCACCUUCCCGUCCAGCCUCGGCAGCUGGUACUAGCAGCAAUUCGGUUACCAAACCUGUUGCUCGACCACGACCAUCGAGCGUCUCUGUACGACCCAGCGCGCCUCGUCCCUCCAUUGCUCCCGCCAAACCAGCGCCCAGCAACACGCUUAGUAAUGGAGAAGCUCCAGUUCGGCCGAAACCACGUCCGAGCAGUGUUUCUGCUCCGACAAUCGCCCCGAGGACUAACCGCAGUGCUGCUUUACGUGCCGCCAAACAAGAGGCAGAGGCAGCCGCUGCGGCCAGGAAGAAUCCUCGCUCAGUCGCACGGCCCGUGGCGACAUUUUGA
Mycena indigotica is the source of this 1626-nucleotide messenger RNA. Its product is annotated as Kinesin-like protein. The coding region runs from base 139 to 1626 and encodes 495 amino acids. The record is from RefSeq and is a predicted model, not a curated record. Lineage: Eukaryota; Fungi; Basidiomycota; Agaricomycetes; Agaricales; Mycenaceae. The transcript is spliced from 4 exons.